This is a messenger RNA of Suillus bovinus, 2223 nucleotides long. Its product is annotated as FAD binding domain-containing protein. Lineage: Eukaryota; Fungi; Basidiomycota; Agaricomycetes; Boletales; Suillaceae. Bases 320 to 2149 code for a protein of 609 amino acids. Gene Ontology annotation, molecular function: FAD binding. The record is from RefSeq and is a predicted model, not a curated record. The transcript is spliced from 16 exons.
GAUUCCAGUAUGAACGGGAAGAUAGGCUCAUAUAUAUAUCCUGCUUCCCGCCAUUUGCAAUUAUCUGCUCUCACAAACUCUGGACAUUUGAGGCUAUGGUGACCUACAGUUGCAUUUUAAUUUCCGGGCCUUCGGUAUCUCGUUCAGAUAACUUCGCUAGUGACACUACAAUCAUGCUCAAUUAUUGUGCACUUUCCCGUGGGCCAUGGAGGUCCGGGCGCCAGCAUUCUUCUGUUAAGGACAUGAAUUCCCGCACUUGCACUCCCCGUAUAAAGACGCUCUACAUUUCAAUAUUUCCUCCGUUGUAGAUUCACUUUCAAUGCCUGUCCCCGUCGUACCCCGCUCUGAAGUCGAUGUUCUCGUUAUUGGGGCUGGCCCUGCUGGCCUCAUGUGUGCGAACGCUCUGGCAAAUGCAAAAGUAAAUGUUCGGAUCGUUGAAAAAAGGGCUGUUGGAGUAACUGCCGGUCAGGCUGAUGGAGUUGCACCUCGUACUAUUGAAGUUUUCCAGAGCUAUGGCAUUGCAGAGCGCCUCAUGAAGGAAUCUGUCCAAGUCCACCAAGCGGCCUUCUAUGACCCUUCCUCGUCCGGCGGUAUCAAACUUACCAGCCGAACACCGGAUGUAAUAGCUCCGUCUGCAAGAUACCCAUUCGAGUGUGCACUUCAUCAAGGAGCCAUUCAAGCCAUUUUUAUGGAUUCCAUGAGAGCGCUCGGUGUCGAGGUUGAGUGGUCAACGAUACCAACUUCGAUAGAGAUCUCCAAGGACGAAAAUGAGUUGAUGGAUCCUGCAUCGCAUCCUGUUCGCGUCGUGCUCCAAAGACUAGACGUUCCUGAGGGUCAACCACAAGAAGAGAUCGUCCAUGCUAAAUAUGUUGUUGGAACUGAUGGCGCUCACUCAUGGGUCCGCAAACAAUUCGAUAUUUCCAUGGAUGGCGAACAAUCUGAGUUCAUCUGGGGUGUCAUGGACAUGGUGCCUGAUACCGACUUCCCGGAUGUUAGGAAUAAGUGCCUUGUGCAUUCCAACAAUGGCUCGGUUCUUCUCGUACCUCGAGAACAAGAUCGCCUGCGCGUAUACGUGCAACUAGAGAACAAAGAUAUUAUCAAUCCAGCAACAGGUAGAGUAGAUAAGGAGAGAAUGGGUCCAGAUGAGAUGCUUGAAGUUGCCCGAAAAUCGCUUAGCCCUUACAAACUUAGCCCGACGACUGGGUUCUUGUGGUGGACACUAUAUAUCAUUGGGCAACGAGUGGCCUCAAGAUUUUCCAUUGAAAACAGAGUUCUUAUCGCCGGCGAUGCUUGCCAUACACACUCUCCGAAAGCAGGUCAAGGAAUGAACGCAAGUAUUAACGAUGCACACAAUCUAGCUUGGAAAAUUGCCUUAGUGGUUCGUGGUUGGGCAGAUCCGUCACUUUUGUCAACAUACGAAUCGGAGCGCCGUAAGUUCGCGUUGGACCUCAUCGCAUUUGAUAAAAUGUACUCCACCCUUUUUUCUGGGAAGCCCUUGACCGAGGAGAACAGUCAUGGGGUUGCGCCCGAACAGUUCAUGGAGAUAUUCAAACAGUUUGGAGCCUUCACCAGUGGCAUUGGGGUGCAUUAUGGCCCUUCGGUUGCAAUACUCGACAGAAACCAAGGGCUGGCUAGUGGUCUAGCGAUCGGCGAACGUUUCCCUCCAUAUAAAUUCAUCCGCGCUGCAGACGCAGGGCCCGUUGAGAUCCAGGACCUUCUUCCGGCGGACUUCCGCUUCAAAUUGCUCGUUUUUACUGGUGACUUCAGUGACCCACUUCAACAAGCGAGGGUCAAGUCGAUGGUUGCUAUCAUGCAGAAACCCGAGAGCUUCCUAAACCGUUACUUGACUCCUAGCAAGGGCUCUGAGAACCCACGAUUUGACAUCAUCACAAUCAGCAAGGGUCGGAAAGAAGGAUUUAAUUUCUUGCAGUUCCCAACGCUUCUUCGCUCUCAUUGGUCCAAGGUGUUUAUCGAUGACAUUGAUGUCACAGGUAGCUUCGGGGGGAAGGGUUACUCAUAUUAUGGAGUAGGUCACGAGGGUGCACUGAUUGCUGUUCGCCCCGAUGGCUAUGUUGGAGCUAUCGCGCCCCUGGAUGGUGUUGAAGAGCUUGACGCAUAUUUCGCGUCUUUCAUGAAGACUGCUGCUUAGUUUCCACGACGAGUUUGCUUCGGAUGUUGCCCCAAAAAUAAAAUGUUCUCUAUUUUUUUUUUAACUUAUCACAG